CACGAAAUGCCAUGCACUUGACAACCAUCGAUGGCGAUGAAGAUCUUCGCAUUCAUAAUAUCUCAAUCCUACCCUCUGAUCAAUGUGCAACUGAGGAUCAGCGAGUUUCACUUAAUGUCGGCUUCAUGUUUGGGCGACUAAACAAUGGCUGGUCUCAUAUGAUCGUUUAUGGAUUUGCAUAUCCAAUGCUUUUGCUAACAAUGAUUGCCCCAUUAUGUGCUGUAAUGUUAGGAAUGGGAAAACGUGAGAAGCGUGAG
This is a messenger RNA of Strongylus vulgaris, 257 nucleotides long. Lineage: Eukaryota; Metazoa; Nematoda; Chromadorea; Rhabditida; Strongylidae. The record is from the annotation of a GenBank genome assembly.